Molecule: messenger RNA, 6458 nt
Organism: Podarcis lilfordi (Lilford's wall lizard)
Lineage: Eukaryota; Metazoa; Chordata; Lepidosauria; Squamata; Lacertidae
Source: the annotation of a GenBank genome assembly
GCAGAGGGCAGGCGAGGGGGCCUGCGUCUGGGACAGCUCUCAUGGGAACAAGUUAAUGACCGACCAAGAUCAACAGACCGGCAGGGGAGUUCGCAAGGGCAGGGUGUGGGCAGCAGAUCCACUGGGGACGCGGGCAGGGGGAUGAAGGGGCUUCUAGUGCUGUGCUUGGGCCUCCUGGCCCUGGCGGAUGCCAACCGGUCGCCCCUCCAGCAAAGGGCUCUGGAGCUGGUGCUAGAUUUCUUCCACAGCAGGGACCUCGUUCAGGCGACGUUCAAGGAGCAAGCCGUGACCCACGUCACGGAGACGGUGAGUGGGACAUGCAAGGGGGGAGCGUGCGUGGGGCUGGAGGGGGAGGCGGAGGAUCGUCACCCCAUAUAACAAAGCCCCACGGACUGCCACCCACCUAUGCCCAAUAAAACUUGCCCCCUGUGUGCAAUAGUGGCGGGGAAUGAACUUCCCAAUUUGUUGGAUAAGCUGAGGACGUUAGCAGACCCUCCAAGUGUCCUUGAUUUCCAGCGACAGUCUGAUUUACAGAAGCUGCCCCAGUUUCUGAGUCCUGGAAUGUCCUGCUUUUCCUAUUUUCAUUGGAGAUGUGUUGGAGGGUAUGGAAGAGGAUCAUAGCUGUCAACUUUUCCCUUGCGAGGAAUCCUAUUCGGAAUAAGGGAAUUUCCCUCUAAGAAAGGGAAACGUUGACAGCUAUGAAUAGGAUGCCCCUAUUUUCAUCAGAGAAUUUUGGAGGGUGUCCCUGUUUUCCUCGGAUAAAUGUUGCCGGGUGUGCAUUCGACUUAAGGGGGUCCCAAGACUCUGCUUCUCCUUCUGCACGUCUGGGAUUGGAUCCCUGGUUCUUAGAUUAUCAGUGUUCUACUGAUCACUACAGAAUCACAGGAUUCUAGAACUGGAGAGCAGGAAGGGACGCCUGAGGAUCAUUUAGCCCAACCCGCUGCAAGGCAGGAAUCACAGCUGAAGAAGUCCUGGCAGACGGCCGUCUGACCUCUGCUUAGAAGCCUCCAAGGAAGGCGAGUCCACCACCUUCUGAGGGGGUCCAGUCUGCUGUCCAACAGCUCUUGCCAUGAGAGAGUUCUCCCUGUUGUUGAGUCGGAAUCUCCUUUCUUGUCAUCGGAUCCAUCGGUUUGGGUCCUCCCCUCUGGAGCAGCAGAAAACAAGCUUGCUCCCCCUUGGCCGGCCUCUUCCCACCUGGCCUGGGAGGGUGGGACCUGGACUGCAGCUACCAGAGCUGAGGCUGCUGAUCAGACUCAUUGGCUGCAUUAUUGCUUAGGGGUUUUUGUUGGGGCACUGGAGCUGUUACUGUUAUUAUUAUUGUCCCUUUUAGAUGUUCAGUCUGGUUGUGUAUUCUUUGAUGUUUUAUAGUCAUACCUCGGGUUACAGACGCUUCAGGUUGUGUUUUUUCAGGUUACGGAUGCUCCAAAACCUGGAAGUACCGGAAUGGGUUACUUCCAGAUUUCGGAGGUUGCGCAUGCGCAGAAGCACUGAAUCGCAACCCAUGCGUGCACAGACGCGCAGCUGUGAGUUGCAAAUGCUGCAGGUUGCAAACGUGCAUCCCGCACGGAUCACAUUCGCAACCUGAGCAUCCACUGUAUUUAUUGUUCAUGAUCAAGGCAAACCAAGCCUUAUGAGGAACAGCUGAAGGAUCUGGGUAUGUUUAGCCUGGAAAAGAGGAGGCUGAGAGGAGAUAUGAGAGCCAUCUUCAAAUAGCUCAAGGGCUGUCACGUGGAAGAUGGAGCAAACUUGCUUCCUCCUGCUCUGGAGGGUAGGACUCAAACCAAUGGCUCCCGCCAAGGAAGGAGAGUCCACCUAGACUGUUCCACUGUUGAACAGCUCUUACUGUCAAAGUUCUUCCUGAUGUUUAGUAGGAACCUCCUUUCUUCUCAUUUGAAUCCAUCAUUUAAACAUCCCCAAGUCUCUCCACCGUUCCUCCAGACCCUUGACCGCCCUUGUCACUCUCCCACGCAAGGCGAUUCGCCACUGGGGAACUCCUAGUUUGGCAAGGAGUUCUUUUCCACAUUGAGCUCGGCUUUCUUUGGUUGCAGGAAUUCCCAAGGGGAACCUAUGUCCAGCUGGAAGUUGACCUUGUGCAGACCUUCUGCCGGAAGCAGCAACGGGGGACGCAAAACUGCCGGAUCAAGCCAGGCGGGGUGAGCCAGGAAGGUGCUAAUUUAUCCAUUGCCAAGCUGCUCUCUAUUCCUUUUAAAAUGUAUUCGAAGUCUAAAACAUCAUAAACAAAGAGGCAGUAAGCCUACAGAGGAGGAAUCCACAGAUCCUUAUGAGGGUCCCCCCCCCCGCCACCCAGUGAGCAAGUUAUGUGGGAUUCUGGUCAGCUUCACUAAUUUGCACAGUGCAUUGUUAGACUGUGGAACUCAAUGCCACAGGAGACAGCAAUGGCCACCAAACUGGAUGGAUUUAAAAGAGGAUUAGACAAAUUCAUGGAGGAGGAGAGAGCUCUUGAAGGCUACUAGCCAUGAUUCUGAAUUCCAGUUGCUAAAGCCACAGGAGGAGAGAGAGAUGUUGGACUUGGGUUGGCCACUCUGAGAACAGGAUACUGGAUUCCAUGGGCCCCUGGCCAGAUGCAGUAGACUUGCCGUAUGUUCUUCUGUUACUGUUCAUAGAAUCAUAGAAUUGUAGAGUUGGAAGGGACUCCGAGGGUCCUGUUAUGCUGUGUUGUUAUAAAUAAUAAUAAUAAUAAUAAUAAUAAAUUUUAUUUAUACCCCGGCCAGAGCCGGGCUCAGGGCGGCUAACACCAAUAAAAUCACAGUAAAAACAUAGUAAGGGGGAAAGAGGGGGGGGCGACAAUUUAAAAUACAGGUUAAAAUGCAAUUUAAAAUGCAGCCUCAUUUUAAAAUAGCCGAUAAAUCAAGACCAUAAGGGGAGGGAAACACAAGGGUCAGAGUGAGUCCAAACCAAAGGCCAGCUCCGUCUUGCAGGCCCUGCGGAAAGAUGUCAAGUCCCGCAGGGCCCUAGUCUCUUGUGACAGAGCGUUCCACCAGAUUGGGGCCAGUGCUGAAAAGGCCCUGGCCCCUGCCUUUUAUGCUGGUCUGGCGGGGAGCUGUAGUUUAAAACCUUUAGAGGGUUCCAGGUAGGUGAAAGCUGGGCUAGCCCCAGUAGAACAAGAGUCACAAAGCAAAAGGAUUUGAGGAGGCACGAGCUUCUCUUAGGAACGUUCAACGUUUUUAGUAUGCAGGUACACUGACCACAAGGUUCAUUUUGUUUUUGGUUUUUCAUAUUUUAUUUUCAAUUUUCAAUAAUUUAACAUUCAAAUUAAUUACUUAUUCAUCCCUCCUAGACUCCCCCCCUUUCCAAUUUCUUCCCUUUGUUACACAUUCUUAGUUUUCCAUUCAGUUACAAGUCCAUUGAUAACCACAGUUCACAUUGCUUCAUAGAUGCUAUAUCAGUCCUGCUAAUGUUUUAAAGUCUUUACAGUAGAUUUAUAUUCCAUAAGUUAAAUCCAGUCUUGUGUAACCUUUUUUUCAUCUUGGUCCCGGAUUUUCACGGUGAUCUUUGCAUAGUCUAUCACCUUAGUUAUCCAUUUCUCCUUCGUUGGUACUUCCUCUUCUUUCCAUUUCUAGGCAAGGAGCAUCCUGGUGGCUAUAGGUGCAUACAUAAAUAGUCUUUUAGCAUUUCCUGGUAUGUCUUCACCUAUUAUUCCUAAUAAAAAGGUCUCUGGUUUUUUAACAAAAGUUAUCUUAAACAUUUUCUUCGACUCAUUAUAAAUCAUUUCCCAGAAACCUGUUACCUUUUUACACGACCACCACAUAGGAUAAAAUGUACCCACUUUAUCUUUACACUUCCAGCAUACAUUGGAUAAAGUCUUAUACAUUUUUGCUAACUUUACUGGAGAUAAAAUACCAGCGGUAAAACAAGGUUCAUUUUGGAUCCUGAUUCAGCGCUUCAAAAAACCAGCCGGAUUCAUGGCAGAAAUGACUGGCAGAAUCCGAGACCAGGGAGAAGAGUCGGUGGAAAAAGAUUGGAAGAAAUUUAAAGACUAUUUGCAGAAAUACUGUAAAAUUAAUGAAUGUUAAAAUGAUGUUGGAAUGGAAAUAAGUGGUUUUGGUAAUAAGGUUAACAAGAAUAUGCAAAUAUAGAUUGUUAUAUGAAUGAAAAUAUAUAGUUAUAAUAGGUUAAGAUGCAGAGUAAAGAUAAAUGAAAGAGGGUAAGGAUUUGCUGAAAGGAUUUUGUAAACAGGAAUACAAAAAGGGGAGGUGUGAGGAGGUCAAGGAAAUAAGUAAAUGAGCCUAAAGAUAUCGAAAAAUGGAUCUUUUCUUUUUUAAAUUUUCUUUUUUCUCUUUUUCUUUUUUAGACAUCUGCUUUUUGUAUUUUGUAUUUUCCUUUUUCUCUUUUAGGUUUCCUUUUUUAGGUAUUUUUCUUGUUAUCUUUUUUCUUUUUCUAUUUUUGUGUAAUCUUCGGUUUAAUUUUUUUAACUCUUUAAACCUAUGUGUAUUGUAAACUCUUUUUUUAACUCUUUAAACCUAUGUGUAUUGUAAACUCUUUUUUUAACUCUUUAAACCUAUGUUUAUUGUAAAAUCUUAAUAAAUAUUUUAUUUAAAAAACAAACAAACAAACAAACCAGCUGGAUUCAGAUCGGACAGAUUUAAGACGCAGCCCUGUUAGCUUUGAGUCUGAAUCCGGGUCUUGAUUCAGGGUGAAUCAAAGCUUUGUGCCUCCCACUUCACCAUUAUGUGGAAUUUUUUUAAUCGCUGCUCCUCUUUCGAUGGAAUUUGCAGGCAUUGUAAACCCCUUCUGGGGGCACAAAUGGAGACACAUUUCCGAAGGCAGACUGCAGUGAUAUUCUUGCAAGAGCAGCCUUUGCCGUUUUGGGGUGUUGCUCCUGUUAUAGUUUGGGGUCAAACCAAAACCUUAUUUGGGCCUCUCUUGUGAAAACAGACCUCGUUCCUUUUCCUUCCCUUUCUCUGCCCAGAGGAAACAGAAGUGCCUGGCUUGCUUCAAGUUUAACUCCAGCGACCCUCAGAACAUUUUGGACGAAUCCAAGCGGUGCCUCUCAGAGCAGAACCCAAUCUUCCAGGUGGGUCACGUCAUACUUUGACAGAAAUGCUCCUGGACCCGAGUUCUGAAUAAUCUGAUUUUGAAUAAACCUGUAAUUAAUUGUGACUAUUUUGAAUCUUAUGGUGUCAUUAUCUUCCUUGGUGGGUUGCGCAGGCUGCUAUUCUGAGCAAUGCCUUUUAUAGGGUAGGGGGCACUGGGGGUGAGUUUAUGGAACCAAGGGGCAGGUAACCCCAAAAAGCUUGGGAAGGACUGACUCAGGAGCUCAUGGCACACCUUUUCCCUUCUGAGUGUCCCGCAGGAAGUGAGGAGGAAGCAGAAUCAGGAAUGUGAAGCAGUCAAGGAGGCGUAUGAGGAGCAACGAUACCACAUCGGACAGUUUGCUUUUCUCAAGGGGCGCCCAGAAGAGUGGUAAGUGCUCAGCUUCAGUUCCUGUAGCCCAUACUUGUUUUCCGUUAGUUGCAUUUAUCGAUCGCCUCGUCAACAAUGCAUUCUCGAGGUGGCAUGCAGUGAUCAUAUGAAACAUAACUGAAAAACACAACCAACACAACAAAUCCACAAUAAAGCAAAGGGCAGCCAACUUCCCAGCGACAAUUCAAAUCCAACUCAGCAUUUAAAAAAAUGUUGGGCACCAGUAGGCAACCUCUGUAUGAAAGCUCAAGCCAACCAAUUGCCAUUAGUCUGCUGAGACAAAAAUAAAUGACGUUAAAUAAUGAUAAAAUGGUAUCUAAAUAUUAUCAAAGCUGUUCAAAGGCCUGGGAGUUGUUGGGUUUUUUAAAAAGUCAUUGCCCAGUGCCCAGUAUAUCUUUUCGGCAGCCUUCAAUCACAAUGAGGAGCGAGAAAGCUUGUUUUCUGCUGCUCCAGAGGACAGGUUCAAAUGACAAGGAGAUUCUGGCUAAUAUUUGGACGAACUUUCUGACAGUAAGAGCCGUUUGACAAUAGAACGGAUGCACUCAGAAGGUGCUAAAAUCUCCUUUGUUGGUUGGUGGUUGGAUGGCUGUCUGUCAGGGAUCCUUUAGCUGUGGUUCUUGCAUUACAGGGGGUUGGACUGGAUGACCCUCAGGGUCCCUUCCAACUUUACAGUUCCAUGAUUCUAGGAUGUGCUGUUUUGUCUGCCUUGCAGGCAGGAGGUCCCAGGUUCAAUUUAUCUUGGCAUCUCCAGGUAGGGCUGGGACAGACUCCUGCAUGAAAUCCUUCACUUCAUCUGCAAUAACCACCUUCACUCUCCUCCCUGUCUAGAUGGGAUCCACAUUUACUGGGCUGUUCUCCAACCAUCAAGGAAACAAGGCACCCUCUUCCUUUUGGAGACAAGCAGAACAUCCCCCAGUUUGGGUCUCGGUGCCACAGGAAUGGAACCACUCUUGGUCCCAGAGGAGUCUUCUGUCUUCCAAGCUUGACUUUCCUUCCUCCUUUCUUUAUUCCCCUAAUAAAAGUUUAAGUGGAGG